UUCCAGGAAGGCACUGCCAGGGGAGAGGAGUCCAGCCUGGGGACAGGGGUGAUCCCAAACUGAUCCUGACUCUGCAAGUCACAUCCAUCCACAGCCCUGUGUUUCCAGCCCUGCCUGGGCACAAGGAGACCCUUCCCCACCUGGCCACAGCCUGGCCUUGCCUGCAGCCACAGGGGAAGGGCAGCACAGAUUUCUGGUUGGGAUCCUGUGGGGAAGGGCAACCCCACUCCUUGCCAAGAUGGACAGGAUAAAGUCAGAAGUUUCUGUGUGACCGGAAGAGUCAAGAACUUCCUCCUGAAGCUUAGAGAGGGGAGGGACCUCUGAGUUGUCCCCAGCCCAGAGUGCCACUGUCAGAACAGCCGAGGGAGGAAAGAAGAGAGUGGAACAAAAAUGGCAGAAAAUGUCCUUUAUGCUGACCUGAACUUGCCUGAACCAACCAGACCCAGAAACCUGAGGGUCCCUGAUGUCCAAGGUAAAAGCCAUGGUUUCAGAACACGAGCUGCUGCAGUGGUUGCUGUCCUUGUUGUGAUCAUCCUUCUAGUGGUCAUUGCACUGUAUCUGACACUCACCACGGCAGGCAGCCAACAGGACUCAACAACAUUGGCCUCCACCAGCCAAAAUGUCUCAACACCAUUGUUCCCCACCAGCCAAGAGGACUCAACAAAGUUACCCCCCAGCCGUGAAGAGGCACCAGGAAAAAGUUGUUGUUCCACAACACGAGUUGCUGUCCUGGUUACUGAGAUAAUCCUGCUCCUGCUCAUUGUUGUGUGUCAGAUACUCCCAUGUAAAAGCCGUUGUUCCAGAACACAAGUUGUUGUCCUGGUUGUUGUCCUGGUUUCAAUUGUGCUGGCCUUAACACUAUCUUGGACACUCCCACAUGGUCCAACUGCAGGCAGCCAACAAGACUCAACAAGAACCAUCCCUGAAGAGGCACUAGGCUGCCCCACAUCAUGGAAGAAACAUGGGAGAAAUUGCUACUUCUUUUCUCCAGAGAAGAAACCAAAGGGCUGGGAAGCCUCUCGUGCAGAAUGCACCGCCAUGGGCUCAGACCUGGUGGUCAUUGACAGCAGAGAAGAGCUGAGUUACCUUCUCCCACAAUCAAGACAUAACUACUACUUACUUGGUCUCACAUAUUCUCAAGAGGAGCAGAAGUGGAAGUGGAUCAACAACGUGGAACACGACCCAGCCACGUUCAGUAUAAUUGCACAAUUCCAUGAUUAUCUCUGCACGGUCAUUGGAUUUGAUGAAGUACAGUCUGCACCUUGUAAUGGAUCCAAAACAAUACAAAAUAUGUGUGAAAAAGCUGCAACAAUUUCAUAAAGGCAUCAGAAGAAGAGCCAAAAACAGGAGGUCCCGGCUGAUAUGUUAUGCCCAGCUUCCUGUAGGAACCAUGGAUGGGAUGUGUCUCAUUUCUCUUUAGCUGCCCAAUCUCUGCUCCCAGGCUCUCCUGCAGCCUCUCUCCAGACUCGUGGCCAAGCUCAGCUCACCCUUCCCUGAUGGUGUCUGAGCCUGGAUGGAUCCCCUCUGGAAGAGCUGGCAC
Molecule: messenger RNA, 1540 nt
Organism: Vidua macroura (Pin-tailed whydah)
Lineage: Eukaryota; Metazoa; Chordata; Aves; Passeriformes; Viduidae
Product: killer cell lectin-like receptor subfamily B member 1B allele B
Exons: 10
Coding region: 391-1320 (309 amino acids)
Source: RefSeq, a predicted model, not a curated record